UACCUCUGUAAGGUUGGCAGGCAGUGAGGCAGCGUCGUUGAUCGUUGUGUGAUGACUACAAUUGAACUCAGCGUGUUGUUAAUGAUUAUUUCUUUAAUUAAUCAUGUUUCGAAUAGAGGAAAGUGAGCUUAAGAGUUCCAGAGAGAUUCGAGCUUUCAAGCUAAUGAAACUUGGCUUAGCAAAAGCACAGGAUGAUAGUAGCUCAACAAAUCUGGCUUAUGAAUCUGAAAAUUCAAACUAUGGAGUGCAACUGACUGAUAAUGACGAGUUUCUAAAUACCACAGCAGAACCACAACAAUUCAUUGAUGAUGGACUUCCGAAUGAUACAGGACAUUAUGGAGAUGAACCAAGUAAGGAUGAUAGUAACUCAACGAAUCUGGCUUAUGAAUCUGAAAAGUCAAACUAUGGAGUACAACUGACUGAUAAUGACGAGUUUCCAAAUACCUCAGCAGAACGACAACAAUUCAUUGAAGAUGGACUUCCAAUUGAUACGGUACAGGAUACUAUGGGGAUGAACCAACAGAGGAUGGUAGUAACUCAACGAAUCUGGCUUAUGAAUCUAAAAAGUCAAACUAUGGAGUACAACUGACUGAUAAUGCCGAGUUUCCAAAUACCUCAGCAGAACGACAACAAUUCAUUGAAGAUGGACUUCCAAUUGAUACAGGACACUAUGGGGAUGAACCAACAGAGGUUGCAAGUAGUGAUGAUGAGCUUCCUAUUGAAUAUGACUCUGACAAAGAUCCAGAAUAUGUAGUGAGUGAUGACCAGAUUUCUAUUUCAUCCAUUCAAAGUGAAACAGCAGCUGCCGAAGAAGAAGAAGAAGAAGAAGAAGCUGAAGAAGAAAAUGCUGAUACUGAAAAUGAAAAGAAGAAAACUCGCAAACGUGUAAGAAAACCAGACAAAUGGAAGUGCAAUAUACGGAAGAAGAGAAAAAACUGUGGAGAAGAAUACAUAUCAAAGAGUGGAAAAACAGUUGCUGCUAAGAAGAUGAAACCAGCUUGCCGUACUUCAUGUAAAAAGAAAUGCACAGAAAACAUUUCAGAAGCAGACAGACACUGCAUUUACAAAAAUUAUUGGCGACAAGAAAACAAUAACGACUUCAGAAGACAGUUUGUUGCAAAUAAUGUUUGUAGUGUGCCUGUUGCUCGAAGAGUCGUUGAAACACUUGAUAGACCACGAAGAAAUUCAACAUUUCACUAUUUCUUUGAGAUAAGAAAUAAUAAAAUUCAAGUGUGUAAAACAUUUUUUCUAAAUACGCUAGU
This is a messenger RNA of Nilaparvata lugens (brown planthopper), 1262 nucleotides long. RefSeq lists its product as uncharacterized. Lineage: Eukaryota; Metazoa; Arthropoda; Insecta; Hemiptera; Delphacidae. The transcript is spliced from 5 exons. The coding region runs from base 104 to 589 and encodes 161 amino acids. The record is from RefSeq and is a predicted model, not a curated record.